AUGGCACGUGAACGCCAUGUUGAGCUGCAGCCGGAUUCCAUUCCAGUGGACGCUUUUCGUCGGAGUGAACGUCAGUUCCUCUUCAAUAUCGACCGCAUUGAGAAGAAGUACAGAAAUUUCGAAUUGAAGCAUCCUUGUUUGGAGGUCGAAGUUACGAGUGGAGAUAUUUAUGUCCCAGUUGGGCUUUCAUCCAGUGAAGUCCGCAAAGAAGUGGAUAAGUUCCAUGCUUUCGAAGACCAAUUCGGGCUGGGAAAGUUGGCCGCGUGUUACAAUGGAGACGAUGUGUUUGGAAAGCAGUUUAAGAAGAGAAGGGAAGAAUGUACACGUUUGGACAAAGAGUUUGCUGAGGUUUUUAAAUCAGAAAAUCCAUCAUGGCGACCUUACACUACACCAAAAAAAUCACGAGUAGAAAGGACAGUCAUCAAGAAAACAGUGAAGGAGCUAACAUUUGAGAACUCAGCUGAUUACUUCAAUUACCUCCUGAAAACGAAUGAAGUUCUAUCGAAUGCAUUCCGACAACAAGAAAAGGUCGGGUUUGUGCCUCGCUUAAGUCUUCCUCCAUGUGAUCUGAGUAUUGAUAAAGCCAACGUGGAACCUUACAUUGGAUCGGGAAUAAUGACAUCGCGCAGUUGCAGUCCAGAGGGUUCUACGGAGCGGAGUGCAAAUCUUGCAUUAGGUGACCUGCCUCCCAUGCUUCUCAGCACUGAUUGUACGAAAUCAAGGGAAUGUUCUCCUUUACGCAGUCUCUUUCCUAGUGACAUACCUUCUGUUGAAAGUGACCCUUCCCACCCCGCUUCUACAUCAAUUCUACCUCUUUCCUCCGUCAGAUUACCAAAUGAAUCCCUCAGAGAAGCGCAGGCGGAACACGGCAGCCAAUCACUGGUCGAGACCGAGAGUUGUUCAGCAUUAGCUGAGAAAUUAGUGUCUACUAUGAAAAUAAAGUCCCCAGAUUCUACUGCGGCGCUUUCUUCUGUUACUGUAUCUGUGGCUUCCAUAGAAAAGCGUCGCCGUAAGCGAAAACUCAGCCCUUCUCGUAGCACGAGUGGGGUUGAAGUUAAUGGUCAAGACAUGGUGAGCACUCCAUCUCACUCAAAGAGGAUUUUGCGACUUGAUGCCAAAGGUUCAUGUUCGUCAUUUGAUUCCACUCACAGUUUGUCAACGAAGAAACUUUCGAAUGUUGAAGAUGUCCCAUCAACUUCAGCUCCUGAAGACAUGGCCAUUACAGAUGGAAUGAAUAUUCGAAAUGAAAGGCUGCUUACACCACCGCUUCCGAAAGAAUCAACUAAGUGUAAAUACUUGACGCUACCAGCACAGUCUACUUCAAAAAACCUGAGGAAAAGAAAUACUCCUCACUGCUUAGUCAACAGAGGGACGGAGCACUCACCGAGUGAACUAAGAAGAGACACAAUAUGUCGCUCCGAUUCCACACCAUUAUGUUGCAGAAAAAGAGAAAAUUGUUCGCCUCUUGAGAUCAGUUUGGGAUCGGUUCCAAGUUCUUCAAGAAAGAAGUCACCUUUUGAGCUCACGCCCAAUGCUGUUCCUGCUAGGCGAUCAUCGGUUGAAAAAGAUUCCGGUGCGCAAAGCACAAGCAGAAAGUUCGGAGGUACGUCUGCCUUAAAAAAAGAAACGAAAAGAAAAUCUGCAGUAAGAUAUGAACGGAAUACUUCCGUACGUAAUUUCUUUGGCAAGGGUCAAGCGUCAAACUGUCAAAAAGAAGUAUGUGAUGGAAAGAAGCGCCACCGGGAACCAACAGCAAAUCGUAGAUUUGUGUCUUCAAAUGGCGUUCGUGAAGUUCAUACGAUAAAAUCAACUCCAGAUUCUACAAAAUCCAGAAAUAGCAGGGUUAAAGGGGCUGCUGUAGAUACCGAUAAUAAAGUUACGUCGAGUACCAGAAAGAAAAGCUCAAAACCAUCCAAAUCUCGACACGAUCGGCAUACGAAAAAAGUCCCCAUGUCUAUAGAAUCUAAUGAUAAUGGCAAAAAUGAAAAGAAGACAGUCAGUGUUUCUCCACCGCUCUCUGCUUCAACUCAUUCGUCACCUCCCGGCAGCUGUCCAUAUAACACAAGAUCCAGAAGCCGUCAAAAGAGAAGGUCCGAUGAUAGCGACGUUGAACGAACUGUCACACCAAUUCAGGAAGAGGUUGCCUCCAGUCUUUGGAAUGAGGACAUUCAGAAUGUUGUGAAGUGCUACCAAGAUAAUAUUAUGAACUCUGGGAAGAUAGGUACUAUCCUUGGAUUUGAUGCCAGCGAAAUUAGGAAACAGUGUGAUAAUUCGCGACGAACAGUUCUUUCGGCAGUUCUUAAUUGUGCUCAGAAGUAUCAAGCAUCUGAUGCAGCAAGUUGUGUCGAUACCGGAUUAAAAGAGGAUCGUCGUGCGAUGGCAGCUGCAAAACGUCGCAAUCGGCAACUUACUUCUGGCUACUACGUUUAA
Necator americanus (New World hookworm) is the source of this 2430-nucleotide messenger RNA. RefSeq lists its product as uncharacterized. The record is from RefSeq and is a predicted model, not a curated record. The transcript is spliced from 13 exons. The coding region runs from base 1 to 2430 and encodes 809 amino acids. NCBI's taxonomy places the organism in Eukaryota, Metazoa, Nematoda, Chromadorea, Rhabditida, Ancylostomatidae.